AUGUCAAACAUUGUGGGUAUUGAAUAUAAUCGUGUUACAAAUACAACUUCCACUGAUUUUCCCGGUUUUUCAAAAGAUGGAGAAAAUGAGUGGGAUGUGGAAAAAUUCAAACAGGACUUUGAGGUUAAUAUUUCUUCAUUGGACGCAAGAGAGGCAAAUUUCGACUUGAUUAACAUUGAUACAUCAAUUGCAAAUGCUUUUCGUCGCAUAAUGAUUUCUGAAGUUCCAUCUGUGGCUGCUGAAUAUGUCUAUUUUUUCAACAAUACAUCUGUCAUUCAGGAUGAGGUUUUGGCUCAUAGAAUAGGUUUGGUUCCAUUAAAAGUUGAUCCGGAUAUGCUCACAUGGGUUGAUAGUAAUUUACCAGAUGAUGAAAAGUUUACAGAUGAAAAUACUAUUGUUUUGAGUUUGAACGUGAAGUGCACAAGAAACCCAGAUGCGCCAAAGGGAUCUACAGAUCCAAAGGAGCUGUAUAAUAAUGCGCAUGUCUACGCUCGUGAUUUGAAGUUUGAACCUCAGGGUAAACAAUCUACCACAUUUGCUGAUUUUCCAGUUGUUCCAGCAGAUCCUGAUAUUUUGCUAGCUAAACUAAGGCCUGGUCAAGAAAUCUCAUUGAAAGCUCACUGCAUCUUAGGUAUUGGUGGUGAUCAUGCUAAAUUUUCGCCUGUUUCCACCGCUUCUUAUAGAUUACUACCUCAGAUCAACAUCCUGCAGCCAAUCAAAGGUGAAAGUGCUAGAAGAUUUCAAAAAUGUUUUCCACCAGGUGUCAUUGGUAUUGAUGAAAGUUCAGAUGAAGUAUACGUAAAAGAUGCUAGAAAGGAUACAGUUUCCAGGGAAGUUUUAAGAUAUGAUGAGUUUGCUGAUAAAGUCAAAUUAGGAAGGGUAAGAAACCACUUUAUCUUUAACGUAGAAAGCGCUGGUGCUAUGACGCCGGAAGAAAUUUUCUUCAAAUCUGUUAGAAUUUUGAAAAAUAAAGCUGAAUAUUUGAAAAACUGCCCAAUUACUCAAUAA
Molecule: messenger RNA, 1008 nt
Organism: Saccharomyces mikatae IFO 1815
Lineage: Eukaryota; Fungi; Ascomycota; Saccharomycetes; Saccharomycetales; Saccharomycetaceae
Gene: RPC40
Product: DNA-directed RNA polymerase core subunit RPC40
Exons: 1
Coding region: 1-1008 (335 amino acids)
Biological process (GO): DNA-templated transcription
Cellular component (GO): RNA polymerase I complex; RNA polymerase III complex
Molecular function (GO): DNA binding; protein dimerization activity
Source: RefSeq, a predicted model, not a curated record